Gopherus flavomarginatus (Mexican gopher tortoise) is the source of this 2267-nucleotide messenger RNA. RefSeq names its product G protein subunit alpha 14 (gene GNA14). Gene Ontology annotation, cellular component: heterotrimeric G-protein complex. Gene Ontology annotation, molecular function: G protein-coupled receptor binding; G-protein beta/gamma-subunit complex binding; guanyl nucleotide binding. The coding region runs from base 636 to 1700 and encodes 354 amino acids. The record is from RefSeq and is a predicted model, not a curated record. The transcript is spliced from 7 exons. Lineage: Eukaryota; Metazoa; Chordata; Testudines; Testudinidae. Gene Ontology annotation, biological process: action potential; adenylate cyclase-modulating G protein-coupled receptor signaling pathway; phospholipase C-activating dopamine receptor signaling pathway.
CGCCCCGCCUCCCGCAGCAGCAGCAGGCAGAGCCCAGAGCAGCCCAUGUUGGCUGGAGGCUGCUCCUUCCUUUCUGCCUGUCUCCCGCUCCAGACGAGGAGCCGCGGCCCGGAGGUUUCAUUUCUCCCACUGCCUCCAACUGGCUGCGGGGGGGAAAUCUGCUCCUCCCGCCCACUGCCGCCGCGUGUCUCUCGUGAAACUCGCAGCCGCAUUUGCAAAUAUUAACCCACGAGAGGAGGGGCAACGAGACACAACAGCACCUGCCCCUCCCCGCGCCGCCACCUCCUCCCUGCUCUGAGCCCAGUGCCCGGGGGCGCGGCGAGCCCAACCCACCGAGCGCGGCUCGGCUCGGCUCGGCGCUCCCGCGGGAGGCGGAGAGACACCCGCUGGGGACGCGGCCGUGGCCCUCACAUCCCCAUUCGCUUUGCCACCUCCCUGCGUGGGACGCGUCUGCUCCGGAGCCCUGCGGACGCGCUGCCUUUGCUGGCCGGCCGGCGGCUGGUGCCGCGGGGAUCCGGGGCUGGCGAGAGGCGCAAGCCCGCCAGCGUUCGCAGGGGACCAGGUGCGGCCGGGAGGGUGUCGUUUCCCUGCCCCGCUCCUUCCUCCUCGCCCGCCCGGCCGCUGCCGCGCUGACCAUGGCCGGAUGUUGCUUAUCCGCGGAGGAGAAAGAGUCGCAGCGGAUCAGCGCGGAAAUUGAGCGGCAGCUGCGCCGGGAUAAGCGGGACGCGCGCAGGGAGCUCAAGCUGCUGCUGCUGGGAACAGGAGAAAGUGGAAAGAGCACCUUUAUUAAACAGAUGAGGAUUAUUCAUGGGUCAGGUUACACAGAUGAAGAUAGGAAAAGCUUCACAAAACUGGUUUAUCAAAACAUAUUUACUGCCAUACAAGCUAUGAUCAGAGCUAUGGAUACUCUAAAAAUACCAUACACAGCUGAGCAAAACAAGGAAAAUGCUCAGCUGAUCCAAGAAGUAGAGGUGGACAGAGUAACAGCGCUAGAAAGAAAACAAGUGGAAGCAAUCAAGAAGCUCUGGGCAGAUCCAGGAAUCCAAGAGUGCUAUGAUAGACGGAGAGAAUACCAGCUCUCAGACUCUGCUAAAUAUUACCUUACUGACAUUGAUCGUAUUGCCUUGCCCUCAUUUGUGCCAACUCAGCAAGAUAUUCUCAGAGUCAGAGUGCCUACUACAGGAAUUAUUGAGUAUCCUUUUGAUUUAGAAAACAUUAUCUUUAGAAUGGUGGAUGUAGGUGGCCAGAGGUCUGAAAGAAGGAAAUGGAUUCACUGUUUUGAAAGUGUUACCUCCAUCAUUUUCUUAGUUGCACUAAGUGAAUACGACCAGGUCCUGGCUGAAUGUGACAAUGAGAAUCGAAUGGAAGAAAGCAAGGCCUUAUUUAAAACUAUCAUCACGUACCCAUGGUUUCUGAACUCUUCAGUCAUUCUGUUCUUAAACAAAAAAGAUCUUCUAGAAGAGAAAAUCAUGUACUCCCAUCUAAUCAGCUAUUUCCCAGAAUACACAGGACCUAAACAAGAUGUGAAAGCUGCCAGAGAAUUCAUUUUGAAGCUGUAUCAGGACCAGAAUCCAGACAAAGAGAAAGUAAUCUAUUCACACUUCACUUGUGCCACAGAUACAGAGAAUAUCCGCUUUGUCUUUGCUGCUGUCAAAGACACUAUCCUACAGCUAAACCUGAGGGAGUUCAACCUGGUGUAAAGGAGAAACCCUGCUUGGAUCCAUCUACUCACCCAGUAUAGACUACUUAAAACAUUGCUAGUGUAUUCUAAAACAAUUCCACAAAAGAUGGAAUGACACAGAUACAAACAGAGGAGUUCUUUGAAACAAUUUACUUACAGAAACAGAGAUGGUUCCCAUACAUUUGCUGAUCUUGAAAUAUUUACUGAAGAGAAGUGGAUUAAUAGAACUUUAAGGAAGAACUUACAAUGUUUACAAUUUUUUAAACUAUACAUUUUAAAUAUUGUUUUUAUAUUUCCUUUCUUAAUUUUGGCUGUGAGAUUUUGUGACAACUGUGGUUCAAAGGUAUUUAAGAAAAAAUAUUUUAUAGAACUAUAUAUAAAUCCAUUGCCAUUCAUCUGUUUUCUUAGGGUUUUUUAUUGCAUUUCGUAAUCAUGAAAAUUAUAGUAGGAAAUUUUAACCUGAGAUGCCUUAGAAAUGAUAGUGAUGCUGUUUUAGAAUGCUAGAUAUUGUAAGAUUUAUCAUUUAAGUUAGAAUGAACUAUUAGUAUUUUAAUGAAUUUGGGGCCAUAUAUUAAAUUUAAUCAUU